Molecule: messenger RNA, 2265 nt
Organism: Neohortaea acidophila
Lineage: Eukaryota; Fungi; Ascomycota; Dothideomycetes; Mycosphaerellales; Teratosphaeriaceae
Product: bifunctional tryptophan synthase
Exons: 2
Coding region: 103-2265 (720 amino acids)
Biological process (GO): L-tryptophan biosynthetic process
Cellular component (GO): cytoplasm
Molecular function (GO): tryptophan synthase activity
Source: RefSeq, a predicted model, not a curated record
CACUCACACACCACUUUCGCCGCCGACUCUACCUGCACACCCUCAAGACACACCUUCACCAGCCUCUCGUCGGAAACAAGACCACUCAACCCACCCGCCCAAAUGGAGGGCAUCAAACACACCUUCGCGCAAGCGAAGAAGGAAAACCGCACGCCCCUCGUCGCCUAUGUCACCGCAGGCUACCCCAGCAUCGCCGCCUCCGCCGACAUCCUCGUAGGCCUCGAAGCAGGCGGCGCAGACAUCAUCGAGCUCGGCCUGCCCUUCACCGACCCCAUCGCUGACGGCCCUACCAUCCAAGCCGCCAACACCAUCUCUCUCGCCAACGGCACCACCACAAAGAGCUGUCUCAAGAUUGUGCGCGAUGCGCGGAGCAAGGGUCUACAAGCGCCUGUGCUGCUGAUGGGAUACUACAACCCACUUCUUGCAUAUGGUGAGGCGAGGAUGAUGCAGGAUGCGAAGGCGGCGGGCGUAAAUGGCUUCAUCAUGGUCGAUUUGCCCCCCGAGGAGGCGGUGCGCUUUCGCCGGCAUUGCACCGAACACGGCCUGUCGUAUGUGCCACUCAUUGCCCCUGCCACCAGCGAGAAGCGCAUGAAGGUGCUGUGCAGUAUUGCCGACAGUUUCAUCUAUGUCGUGAGCAGAAUGGGCGUUACGGGUGCGACGGGUGUGCUCAGCUCUGGUCUUCCUGACCUCUUGGACCGCGUGCACAAGUACUCUGGAGGCAUCCCGGCAGCAGUAGGAUUUGGUGUCAGCACGCGCGAACAUUUCCUGGAGGUCGCCAAGGUUGCAGAGGGCGUGGUCAUCGGCUCCCAGAUUGUGACGACGCUCAAGAACGCACCAGAAGGGCAGGGACCAAAGGCGGUGGAAGAGUACUGCUACUCAAUCACACAACGACGGAAGUCACGAUCGGUUCCGACAACGAACGGCGAAAGCGACCCAUCAAAUGGGACAGUACAUGUGGAUGGCGUUGUGACGCAUCAAGAUGGGAAAGGCUUAGCAGAUCAACUAGAGGCAUUAAACAGCGAAGGCGAGACGGAUCCCGAGCUCAUUCCUUCACGUUUCGGUCAGUUUGGUGGACAAUACGUUCCGGAAUCGCUCAUGGACUGUCUGGCACAACUGGAGAAGGGCUUCAACGACGCGCAAAACGACCCGGAGUUCUGGAAGGAAUUCCGAUCAUACUACCAGUACAUGGGCCGACCUUCAUCGCUGCAUAAAGCUUCGCGACUGACCGACCACAUGCGGAAAGACUGCAAACCCGGCUACGGAGCGAACCUUUACCUCAAACGAGAAGAUCUCAACCACACCGGCUCCCACAAGAUCAAUAACGCAAUGGGACAGGCGCUCAUUGCAAGACGACUAGGCAAGACAGAAAUCAUCGCCGAAACGGGCGCAGGGCAGCACGGUGUCGCAACCGCCACAGUCUGCGCCUUCUUCGGCAUGAAAUGCACCGUCUACAUGGGCGCCGAAGACGUACGGCGACAAGCGCUCAACGUCUUCCGCAUGAAGCUGCUCGGCGCCUCCGUCGUCGCCGUCGACGCCGGCAGCAAAACCCUCCGCGACGCCGUCAACGAAGCCAUGCGCUCCUGGGUCGCGCACCUCGACACCACGCACUACAUCAUCGGCUCCGCCAUCGGGCCCCAUCCCUUCCCCACCAUGGUCCGCACCUUCCAAUCCGUCAUCGGCACCGAAACCAAGCAGCAAAUGCAAGACAUCACCGGCCGCCUCCCCGACGCCGUCGUCGCCUGCGUAGGCGGCGGCAGCAACGCAGUCGGCAUGUUCCACCCCUUCAGCACCGACCCGAGCGUCAGACUGCUCGGCGUCGAAGCAGCAGGCGAAGGCAUCGAGACAGGCAAGCACUCCGCCACCUUGUCUGGCGGCAAACCGGGCGUGCUCCACGGCGUGCGCACCUACAUCCUGCAAUCCGAAGACGGCCAAAUCACCGACACCCACUCCGUCUCCGCCGGGCUGGACUACCCCGGCGUCGGCCCCGAGCUGAGCGGCUGGAAGGACAGCGAGCGCGCAAAGUUCGUCGCCGCCACGGACGCCGAGGCGUUUAUUGGCUUCCGCGUGCUGGCGCAGACGGAGGGCAUUAUCCCUGCGUUGGAGUCGGCGCAUGGCAUUUUCGGCGCGAUGGAGCUGGCCAAGACGAUGAAGGAGGAGGAGAAUAUCGUCAUCUGUCUUUCUGGGCGCGGUGAUAAGGAUGUGCAGAGUGUGGCGGAGGAGUUGCCCAAGAUUGGGCCCAAGAUUGGGUGGGAUUUGAGGUUCUAG